Chenopodium quinoa (quinoa) is the source of this 792-nucleotide messenger RNA. RefSeq lists its product as uncharacterized. Bases 54 to 566 code for a protein of 170 amino acids. The transcript is spliced from 3 exons. NCBI's taxonomy places the organism in Eukaryota, Viridiplantae, Streptophyta, Magnoliopsida, Caryophyllales, Amaranthaceae. The record is from RefSeq and is a predicted model, not a curated record.
UAAGUACAUUGGGUUACACCUUAAGAAAAACUAAGAGGUUCAUCAAAGAGAAAAUGAAGGAUUCCUCUGUUUUCCCUGGUUUCGAGUCUUGCAACACCGCGAACAAUGGCAGGAGCAGCAGUGACUAUGAUGCCAAGGCUGAUUUCAAAGAGAUUUUGGAAGAGGCUAAGAAAUAUGCCAAAGAGAAGAAACACAAGCAAGCAAAAGAAGAAAAAAGGGGCAAAAACCAAGCGAGUUCAAGUGGAGUGAAAAAGGGUGGCAAGAAGUCAUGGAAAUCUGCCUUCCUUUCAUUUUGGAAAUCAUCAUCAUCCAAGAAGGCUAAGAAGCAAGCUAAGGAGACUCCUAAGAACCGUGGCAAUGUAUCGGGCCCCAUUCAUGGCGGCGCUGGAGUAACUGCAACUGCCGUUGGUGCUGGAUACUGGCCCCGGCUUGCUUUCUCGGGGCCGCUCACCAACAUGUUUCAUCAGAGGAAGAGGGAGGAUGACAUACCAUAUGUUAACCUAGAGAGGCUUAAUGAGCCUGAAUAUGAUGCCAAAACUUAUGGUCCUGUUUACUCUGCUCCUUAACUAACUUUUGGUAUGUAACAAGUGUAUGGCUUGCUUGGUUGGUUAGGAUUUGUCAUAAGGAAAAUCAAUAGUCAAUGGAAUAUCUCGUCAAUUUUGAUAUUCCGGAGUUAUUAUUGACGUAAGGUUUUGGUUUUUAUUUCGAAUAAAUGGUUGAGAACUUUAAAUUGAUUAUUUUGUAAUGACAGUCGAUUUCUGUAAAAUUAAUAUUAUUGUAGGCUUUUCCAAA